This is a messenger RNA of Thecamonas trahens ATCC 50062, 1365 nucleotides long. Its product is annotated as pre-mRNA splicing factor prp46. NCBI's taxonomy places the organism in Eukaryota, Apusomonadida, Apusomonadidae. The record is from RefSeq and is a predicted model, not a curated record. The transcript has a single exon. Gene Ontology annotation, molecular function: protein binding. Gene Ontology annotation, cellular component: precatalytic spliceosome; Prp19 complex; catalytic step 2 spliceosome. Gene Ontology annotation, biological process: mRNA splicing, via spliceosome. The coding region runs from base 1 to 1365 and encodes 454 amino acids.
AUGGCGGCAGAAGGUGGUGUGCGGACGCUUGAAGAGCUGAGCGCCCACUCCAAGGCGCGGACGGCGGAGCUGUUUGGCGAGGCGUGGGCGAGCGGCGUUGGCGGCGAGAACAACGAGUUGGCUGGGUACGGGCGACGGGUUCGUGCGCGGGCGGUGUAUCCUGUGUCGAGCAGCCAGCAGGGUGAGGAUGCUGGCGGCAAGAGUAAGAGUGCCAAGAGCAGGAGCGAUGGCAAGAGCAGCGCUGGGACGAGCAUGGCGGUGGUGGCGAUGGAGGUGGAGAGCGGGGGCGGACAGGCGCGGCGCGGGACAGAGCCUGGCGCUGUGGGAGCGCCGCAGGAUGCAGCGGUGGAGGCGAUGCGGUCGUCGUCUGCACGUGCGCUUGCGGUUGCAACUGCCCGCGGGGCAGAGGCGCUCGCGCAGGCCGAGGUGAAGAGCCAUGCGGAUUGGAAGCUGUAUCGGGUCAUUGCCGGGCACGCCGGGUGGGUCGAGUCUGUGGCCAUGGACCCGACGAACCAGUGGUUUGCCACAGGCUCUGCCGACUGCUCAAUCAAGAUCUGGGACGCCGCUGACGGCGGGCUGGAGCUGACGCUGACGGGCCACCUGUCUGCCGUGACGGCGCUGCAGUUUGACGCGCGCCACCCGUUCCUCUUCUCUGCAAGCAAGGACAAGCUCAUCAAGUGCUGGGACCUGGAGACGAACCAGGUGACGCGGUCGUACUUUGGCCACCGCGGCGGAGUGUACGCCCUCGCGCUGCAUCCGGAGCUAGACGUGCUGUUUACCGGCGGGCGCGAUCGCGACGUGCGUGUGUGGGAUGUGCGGUCGCGCAACGCCAUUGGGGUUCUUGCCGGCCACGAGGGCGCUGUGUUCUCGCUGCUCGGCUCUGCCGCCGAGCCGCAGAUUGUGUCGGGCUCUGCCGACUCGAUGGUGCGGCUGUGGGACCUGCGGAACAUGAGCUCUGCAGUUACGCUCACCCACCACAAGAAGGCCGUGCGUGCGUUGGCGCACGCGCCGGCCGAAUACGCUUUUGUCUCGGCCUCGGCCGGCUCGAUCAAGAAGUUUGCCUGUCCCAAGGGCCAGCUGAUGCAGACGCUCCGCGAGCACGAGGGCACCAUCCACACGCUGGCUAUCAACGACGACGGCGUCAUGGUCUCGGGCGGCGAGGGCGGUGCACUGACGUUCUGGGACUACGGCUCGGGCACGGCCUACCAGCACCUCCGCACCCCGCUCCAGCCGGGAUCCCUCGAGUCCGAGGCCGCCAUCCUUGACGCCACUUUUGACCUCUCGGGCACCCGCCUCAUCACUGUCGAGGCCGACAAGAGCAUCAAGAUGUUCAAGCAGGUUGCGAGCUCUGGCAGUAGCAAGUGA